Messenger RNA from Aspergillus bombycis, 2355 nucleotides. Its product is annotated as acyl-CoA carboxylase subunit beta. Gene Ontology annotation, molecular function: propionyl-CoA carboxylase activity. Bases 1 to 2355 code for a protein of 784 amino acids. The record is from RefSeq and is a predicted model, not a curated record. The transcript is spliced from 6 exons. NCBI's taxonomy places the organism in Eukaryota, Fungi, Ascomycota, Eurotiomycetes, Eurotiales, Aspergillaceae.
AUGUCAGAGGACAAGUCAUCAAUAGCGACCAAAAGACUCAACCAGGUCUCUGCGCAUCUCUCGCCGCAAAAGCUCCCUCCCGACUAUGCGGAUGUACGCUCCCAAAUCAGUACACUCCGCAAGAUUGCCGCUACACCCGACAUCAAUCGUCGUGGCUACAUUCGACAGAAGCAAUCAGGGAAACUCUGGGUGCGGGAACGCCUCGAAGAGCUCCUCGACCACGAUAGCUUCCAGGAGAUUGGCUCGUUAUCCGGCACAGUAACAUGGGAGAAGACCGGGCCCAUGCGGGAGAAGCCCGUUUCAUUCGUGCCGAGCAAUAAUGUUCAGGGGAUGGGGAAACUGCGUGGUCGCCGAGUACUACUUACCGCAGAUGACUUCUCUCUCCGGAGUGGACAUGCAGAUGGCGCCACUGCAGGAAAGACAAUCUACUUGGAGAAACUAGCUUUAGCACUCAAGUUGCCCGUUGUGAAGCUUGUCGAUGGCAGCUCAGGUGGAGGCAGUGUCACUACCAUUCGCAAGGCAGGUUGGAGCUACCUACCCUACGUGUCAAUGUACAAACAUGUGGUGGAUCAGCUGAAUCAAGGCAUUCCAAAUCUGGGAGCAGUAGUUGGGCCAGCUAUUGGCCUUGGAGCCGCCCGUGUCGUCUCCUGCCACUUCUCUGUCAUGGCUGCAGAUGUAGGCUCGCUCUUUAAUGCAGGCCCCGAGGUAGUCAAAGGGGCAACAUUUGAAGAGGGGCUGGAUUUCCAGUCAUUGGGCGGCCCCCUGAUACACUGCGCCAAUGGGACAAUAGAUAAUCUCGCUGCCAAUGAAGCUGAAUGCUACGAGCAGAUCCGUACUGUCCUAGGAUUUCUGCCUAACUGUGGCCGAGAAGCGCCACCUGUGGUCGCCAGUGAUGAUCCCGAAGGCCGUGAGGAUGAGGCGCUACGUCAGGUUAUUCCUCGCCGACAGACGAGAAUGUAUAACCCACGAACCAUCAUCACUAGCGUGGUUGAUCACUACUCGUGGUUCGAGAUUGGCGCACUCUGGGGUCGCACUGCUAUCGGUGGUCUAGCAAGGCUAGGCGGGCGGCCUAUUGGAGUAGUUUCCUUGAAUUGCGAAGUGAAUGGGGGAGCACUAGACGCAGCUGGAAGCCAGAAAUUAACGAGGUUGUUGAAACUUUGUGAUGUGAUGAACCUGCCCGUGUUGCAGUUCAUUGACGUUCCCGGUUACGCCAUCGGCACCGCUGCCGAGCGCACUGCGACAAUGCGAUGGGGGGUUGAGCUAGCAAAGGCCUAUUACUCAACUACAAUGCCAAUGUUCAAUGUAAUCACUCGACGAGCGUACGGUGUGGCUGGCGGCAUUAUGCUAGGCGCCCGUGACCCGGUUAUGCAAGUGGCCUGGCCAUCAGGACAGUGGGGAUCACUGCCACUCGAAGGAGGCAUCGAAGUUGCCCAUCGACAUGAGCUGCGCGAAGCAGAAAAAGCAGGCCGGAAAGCUGAGUUAUACCAGGAACUAGAUGAAGAAUACCGGCGAUUGAUGAAUCCGGUGCGCACAGCGAAUGCAUUCGGCAUAGAGGAGAUCAUUGAUCCUAAAGACACGAGAAAACGGGCUGUCAGCUUGAUUUUAUUCCAGGUGAUACUGAAGGAAGGUGGUGGCUGUUACCCAACAGAGAACGCCAAUGUAUAUAUUUUAAUGAUGGUGUAUACUCCCGGGCUCGCGAUUAUCGACUCCCCUCAGCCCUAUACUCCGCUCGGGGGAGACAGUCUCCAAGUAGCCAUUGACAUCUCUGGAAACGGCCGGUUGACCUCCAGUCCAUCCGACUCCACGAAAUUCCAUGACAUUACGGUCUUCCUUACUUCCAAUGAGCUCUCGAACAACUUCACUAUCUCCAAUGGCACAGAGCCCAACUCCAAGGCCUAUGUCGGUCCUGUCCUGGAGAUUAACCCGUCAGCCACUGUCCAGCACGUCAACUGGAACUGGCCUGAGUGCUUAGUGGGUGAUGGGGACGGCGGUUCUGGCUCCGCACGGGGCUCAUACAAUAUCUCGAUCCAUCAGUCCUUCAAGUGGAAUGGAACAGAUUACUAUACCAUUUUCGACUUGCCUGUCAACGUUACAAACUCUAUUAGCAAGUCGGACGAUAGAGUCGAUUGUAAGUUGUUGGAGAACGACUUGCUCAAGCCCGCUGAGAUUGCUGCGAGCAAUGAUACUUUGCCGGGGCAGCCUUGGGUGGAUGCAGGUGCCAAACGUGAUAGUGACAAUAGUGGUAGUAGUAGUAGUGACGAUGGUGGAGAGACUAAUGGUGCUGACCAUGUUCGGGGUACCAUAAAGCAAUGGGGUCUCUUUGCCAUGGUAGUUGGGGGUAUGCUGAUGGUUUGA